GCGGUCAGGUGUUCACCUGCUUCAGGCGGUGGCUGCUGAGGAAAACAGCCUUAAAUGAGCGGAGCUGACGGAAGCAGAGUGUGCUGGCCUCCACGCUGCGUGAAACCGUGACGCCCGUUUUUUAAACUUGCUACAUUUCGGUGAAUUUAUCCGUUGAAUUUUGAGGACGAAGAGGCUCCGCGGACUUCCCGUUUCUGUGGAUCGGUUGCCUCAACAAAGCGACACGAUGCGAGAUGUUCACCUGAGCAAUGGGACGUGUACCAACGGGUCUGUGGUCAUGUUGUGGUGUGGCUCUCAGUCCACAGUGUGUUUGGUCACUGGAGAUCAAACACUGAUUAACACACACCUGAGCAACAGCACACAUUUGACAGAGGUACAGUUAAGCAGCACAUACAACCUGUGGCUGGGCCUGACCCUUGCCCUGUUGUCGGCCUUCUUGAUUGGUGGGAGUGUCAUUCUCAAGAAGAAAGCCCUCCUCCGAUUGGCCAGCAAUGGACACACCAGAGCAGGUGAUGGAGGCCAUGGCUACCUGAAGGACUGGCUGUGGUGGGGAGGCCUGUUAUCCAUGGGAGCAGGAGAAGUCUGUAACUUUGCCGCCUACAUGUUUGCUCCGGCCACGCUGGUGACUCCACUGGGCGCUCUGAGUGUCCUCAUCAGUGCAGUUCUGUCCUCCUACCUGCUGGGGGAGGUGUUGAACGUGGUGGGGAAGCUCGGCUGUCUGCUGUGUGUGCUGGGAAGUGUCCUGCUGGUUAUCCACGCCCCACAGGAACAGGAAGUGACAUCAUUACAGGACAUGACAAAGAAAAUUCUGGAACCUGGUUUCCUGGUGUAUGUGGCGGUGGUGUUGGUGCUGUGCGUGGUGCUCGUGCUGUAUUGCUGUCCUCGGUUCGGUCGUUCCAACAUCCUCGUCUACAUCAGCAUCUGCUCGCUGCUCGGAGCCUUCACCGUGUCCUCUGUGAAGGGCCUCGGCAUCGCCAUCAACACGGUGUUUUAUGAUCUCUCCGUCCUUGCUAAUCCUCUCACCUGGAUCUUGCUGCUCACACUCAUCAUCUCCAUAGUAACACAGGUGAACUACCUGAACAAGUCUCUGGACACCUUCAACACCCUGAUGGUCUAUCCCAUCUACUAUGUUCUCUUCACCUCCGUGGUUCUGUCCACCUCCAUUAUCCUCUUCCAGGAGUGGAGGAGCAUGUCGGCCGUGGAUGUCGUCACAACUCUGGGAUCCUUUGUGGUCAUCGUGGUGGGCGUGGCCAUGCUGCAUCUUUUCAGAGAGCUGCAGAUGACGAUGAAGGAGCUAACCAAUCAGCUUUCUCAGCCAGUGGAGCAGGAGGGGCUUAACCAGGAGGUUGCAACCAAUGGAAGAGGAGGGGGAGGCGGAGGGAGGAGUAAAAAGGAGGAUAAGUACGGGUUGAUGGACAACAUGGUGAUCGAGAGUCUUCCUCCGAUGAGAGAAGAGGGACCGAGAGUCUUCAUCAUCAGCUGAGUGGGACAGGAGGAGGAGGAGGAUGGAGACUCGGGUUCUGACUGUUACUUUAAAAAGAAACCUCCUGAUCUAGUCUGACAGCGAUCCAGUUUAACUCAGUCACACGGCGCCGUCAGGGGCACCAAUGUCCUCAGUUACACUUUGUCAUUUCAUGCACUUCACAGAGCAAAAAUACAUUCGUUUUAUAUUCUUCUAAAAUUAAUAUUAAUGAAAAGGAACCUGAAAAAAGUUUAAGGAGAUGCAAAAUUAGUUAAUUUUGCCCCUCUUUGCUUUAGUGCAGUCUACAAAGAGACUCAAUGCAACAAAAAGUAGAUACAUUUCAAAAAGUCUCCAAACAAGAAAAAGAAGUGCAGCUGUUUUCCUGCUGCUUUCCUCAGAGCUGUGAGUGAAUGAAGGAGCCUUCAGUCAGAUUAUUAUAUAAGAGACAUCUGACUGCAUUUACAGCCAGCUUCCAUUCCUGAACACUUGAAUAUAAUCGUGUUUUUAUGGCUGAUGUCACUUUUUUGUAACCAAAUCCAUGAAAAGAGCAGAACAGACGCUGUGACCCUCCACACCUCCUGCAGUGUCUGAUGAUCAGCUGUGACAGGGCUGAAGUUGUAGACGUGUUUCCAUCUGACACCAGCUUUUGAAUAAGUGAUAACAUCAGCAUGUUUUAGGUCUCACACACACCCCGGCAGCCUGCAGACACUGGUUUUAAUUUUAUAUGAGUCAGUGAUGACGUGCUGAAACAAAGUCCCUUUUUUAAAAUAUCAACCUUAUUAGUUCUUGUCAGGAGGGAUGAAGCAGUGUGAGUCAGCAUAUUUACACAGCAGUGCACAGGCGUGUCUUCAUAGAAGUUAUUUACCCAAAGAUCAACAGACCUGACGACAUUCAUUUAUUUCAGUUUGUUCCUCUUAAACCAAAAUUAUUAAUGCAUCAAAUUAAAUAAGCUCUCAAAAAUCAUAAAAGCUUUAAACCGUGUCCCAGCAGAACGUUUCAUUAUAAAAACAUAAUCCGUGUUCAGCCGUCUAAUGUUGCUGGUGGCCUUUUAAUCUUUUCAUCUCCCCCUGCUGGCAGUAACAGUAAUUACACAAACACUGCCCACAUCAGCUUCCCAGCAGGGCUUUAUUUUAACUGUGAACACCAAGAGCUCCGCCCACAUGCUGUUCAAAGCUUCUGUUUGCAAGAGAGGGAUACUUUAUUGAUCCCAAAGGAAAUCAGGGAUGAUCUGUCAAUCAGUUUGGUGAAAAAAACAAAUGUAGCAAAUGUGACUUUUCAAGAAUAAUAUUUCCACUUUUUUCACUUUUUAAACAUCAUUUUUAGACUGAAUGGGCUUUAUUACACAUCUAGACAGCAGUAAUACUUAAAUUUUAUACAUGUUAAAUUUGACUGUUGCAGCUCUAAAUGUGUCCCACCAGUUUUGUUUCAUUUGCUGUUAUCAGUGACUGAGAGGUUCGGCCCAUUUGUUUAAAGGUAAUGAAAACUUUGACCGCUGUGCUGGAUGCUGUCGAACUAGAGGCCCCGAGGAGAGAAACACAGGAUGUUUUUUUAUUUCUAUUUUUUUCUAAUGGAAGGAAAAACAACGGUAUGAAGGAAGCAGGCGAGCGCCUCUGACUGACAUGUUCAACUCUCUCUGCUGAUGGCUGAAGUCAAUGAAGCAGGCAGACAAAUGUGAUGCACCCCGACCAUCAUCGUGUGUGCCGACAGCUUUAACCUGGCACUCUGUUAUUAAAGAACGCUGGGGGGGGGCAAAAAGAGACAAACUAUCAAUAAAGUUGGAGGGGCAUCAACUGCAGUUGAAAUCGGGCCUGAUCGAGCAUCAGGCUGCAGCUCAUAAUUAAUUUAGUGUUCUUGCUUUAACCUGCAAACACUUUUGUCUGCUCUCUUUGGCCCGUUGUGUGUUUGAAUGUCCUCAUGAAUCAUUGUGGUCAUGCAAACACUGACUGCAGUGUGUUUGCUGCUGGAGACGUUUCAGCUUAUGAAGCUCAGAAGAACAAAAUAUCCAAAGUCAUGAAACUGCUUAAAGGAACAUACCGCUGCUUUUUAAAAUCAGGUUUUACUGUUUUUAGUUAUUGUCUGUUUUGCUA
Archocentrus centrarchus (flier cichlid) is the source of this 3549-nucleotide messenger RNA. RefSeq names its product NIPA like domain containing 4 (gene nipal4). Gene Ontology annotation, biological process: magnesium ion transport. The coding region runs from base 227 to 1483 and encodes 418 amino acids. The transcript has 10 exons. Gene Ontology annotation, cellular component: membrane. Gene Ontology annotation, molecular function: magnesium ion transmembrane transporter activity. Lineage: Eukaryota; Metazoa; Chordata; Actinopteri; Cichliformes; Cichlidae. The record is from RefSeq and is a predicted model, not a curated record.